Molecule: messenger RNA, 1256 nt
Organism: Aspergillus caelatus
Lineage: Eukaryota; Fungi; Ascomycota; Eurotiomycetes; Eurotiales; Aspergillaceae
Exons: 1
Coding region: 323-715 (130 amino acids)
Source: RefSeq, a predicted model, not a curated record
GGGUAGCAGUGGCCUGAACACUUAAAAGCGACAUACCGGCUGGUUUGAAGCGGUCAGUAUGUAUGUAUGUACGUCCGUAUGUAUCUACUCAACCACUUUGUAAGUUGAGUAACACAACACUUUGUGGCUGCCAUGCCUCUAGUUUAAUGCCCGUCAUAUACACCCCACCUUCCAUUGUCUUCGGCACUGACAAGCGCCUGUCGUCGUUUCUUUUCUUUUUGCUAUUUGAUGAUUGAUAGUUUCAAUAUCAUGUUCGAUGUGCCGCAUUUAUCCCAACCCGCCCUAGGCGCAGCUCGCAGGCACACCCUCGGUCCGGUUGAUAAUGUUCGGAAUAACAACUAUGGUUCUGACCCGGCUUAAUGGGUCAAGAAUGUCUCAAAGUUCCCACAGUCCGGCAUGGCUCAAAAUAUCUGUUGGGUGUAGUCAACUUUUGCUUACUUACUGCAUUCUAAGCUGGUUAUGCAGCCAUUUGAUGACCCUGGACCAUGCCGCAUUGCCCGUAUUCGUGUCAUUGAUAUGGGUAGAAUACCGACUUUACCGAAAACCAACAUCCUCAAUCACUGGGAUCGAUGUCCUGCUGAUCCAUUCAGAGUAUCCUCCGACAAGAGGACGUUGGACAAUGAUUCCACAUUGCCAAUACGGAUUCCACCAGCGUCCAUUGACUCGAGACUUGGUAGGACAAUCUCCCCGGCAUAGUACUACGGUUCCAAUAUAGAGGACAAAUAGCAAUCGCCCCGUGCAAGGAGCAGCCUGGCUUCACUGCUGGCAUCAUCCUUCUGCCUUUGGCCUUGGCUUUUUAUGAAAUGGUAUGCCGACAACCUCGAUGCAAAAAUAUACCCCUCUGUCGGAAGAAGCGAUUCAAAAGAGUAUUUAAGUAUGGACUCUCCCGCCAAAUCGGCCAAACAACUUGUUCACUCUGACUGUCUCUAUAUUGCUUCUUCGCUGAGGGUUCCACCAGCAUUUUGUUCAAACAUGGCCCACCAGGCACGUUCAACAAUCUACCUUGAUCCAGAACACAUAUCCUGUACGGGUGGAGGACGAAUAGCCCUGACAUGCAGAAGUUGCGCAGGAAAUCCUCGAAGGUUUGCUCCCCUCAUUGUACCCAACCUUCUGAUGUUAGCUUAAGGCUCCCCAGAGUUAUGGAUUGCAGUAGCUGCCAGGGCCUGGGCUUUAACACAUUCGUCUGUGCGCACUGUAACCCUGAGGCAGCGGCAGGGACAGUACGAAGUGCAGUAUCAUCGCUGCAUCAUUCCACC